Molecule: messenger RNA, 2147 nt
Organism: Chelonus insularis
Lineage: Eukaryota; Metazoa; Arthropoda; Insecta; Hymenoptera; Braconidae
Gene: Non1
Product: nucleolar GTP-binding protein 1
Exons: 5
Coding region: 155-2077 (640 amino acids)
Biological process (GO): ribosomal large subunit biogenesis
Cellular component (GO): nucleolus
Molecular function (GO): GTP binding; GTPase activity; RNA binding
Source: RefSeq, a predicted model, not a curated record
CAAUUUUUCCAACAAGAAGCACUGAAGAGCAACAUAACCUCAGCAUACACAUGCUGGCACGUGUGAAUUGAUAAUUUUCAAACAUAUGAGUUUUGUAUAAAAUAAUUCAUGAAUUUGUUUAGUAUAUUGUAAGUAAAUAUUACAAUAAAAUACAAUGGCUUUAUACAACUUUAAAAAAAUUACCGUCGUUCCCACGGCAAAGGAUUUCAUCGAUAUAAUUUUAUCGAAAACUCAAAGGAAAACUCCAACAGUAGUUCAUAAACAUUAUAAAAUUUCUCGAAUUCGAGCCUUCUAUACUCGUAAAGUUCGAUUUACUCAACAAAAUUUCCAUGAUCGUCUUUCUCGAAUUAUUCAAGAAUUUCCAAAGCUUGAUGAUGUUCAUCCAUUUUACGCGGAUCUAAUGAACGUUUUAUAUGAUAAAGAUCAUUAUAAAUUGGCAUUAGGGCAAAUUAAUACUGCCAGACAUUUAAUCGACAAUGUUGCAAAGGAUUAUGUUCGUUUGUUGAAAUAUGGAGAUUCUUUAUAUCGAUGUAAACAAUUGAAGAAAGCUGCUCUGGGUCGUAUGGCUACAAUAAUGAAAAGACAAGCAGCAAAUUUAACAUAUUUAGAACAAGUUCGUCAACAUUUAGCUCGUUUGCCGACUAUUGAUCCUUACACACGUACAAUUAUUAUUUGUGGUUUUCCAAACGUUGGAAAAAGUAGUUUUAUCAACAAAAUUACACGAGCAGAUGUUGAAGUCCAGCCUUAUGCAUUUACAACAAAGUCUCUUUAUGUAGGCCAUACAGAUUACAAGUAUUUACGUUGGCAAGUAGUAGAUACUCCAGGAAUCCUAGAUCAUGCAUUAGAAGACCGUAAUGUUAUUGAAAUGCAAGCAGUAACUGCAUUGGCACAUUUACGAGCAGCAGUUUUGUAUUUCUGUGAUAUUUCGGAGCAAUGUGGUCACUCUUUAGACGAACAAGUUAAACUUUUUGAAUCAAUUAAACCUCUUUUUGCAAAUAAACCAUUGAUUGUUGUUGUCAACAAAGUAGAUGUCUUACGUCUUGACGAAUUAUCACAAGAAAAACGUGAUGCUCUAAAAAAACUCGAAGAAAAAGAUGUUGUUUUAAUGGAAAUGAGUACAAUAACAGAUUUUGGUGUUAUGGAAGUUAAACAAGAAGCUUGUGAACGAUUAUUAUCUUUCCGAGUAGAUCAAAAAGUCAAAACAAAAAAAGUAGAAGGGUUAUUAAAUCGAUUACAUGUUGCUGUCCCUACUCCAAGAGAUUCUAAAGUUCGUGCACCUUUUAUUCCACCGAAUGUGGCAUUAAAGAAACAAGCUGCUGCAGAAAAAGCUGAAAAGAAACGUAAAUUAGAACGAGAUAUCGAAGAAGAAAUGGGAGAUGAUUAUGUUUUAGACUUGAAGAAAAAUUAUGACAUAGAAGGAGAUCAAAAGUAUGAUAUUAUUCCUGAAAUGUGGGAAGGUCAUAACAUUGCUGAUUAUAUUGAUCCUGAGAUCUUCGAAAAACUUAAUCAAUUAGAAAAAGAAGAAGAUAUGCGGAUUGCUGCUGGUAUGUAUGAUUACAAAGUUCCAGAGCUAACGGAAACUAUGAGAGAUAUUCAAGAGCUGGCCAAACAAAUUCGGGAACAGAAAAUGAUUAUGAAAGAAGAGGCUCGUAUCAAUAAACAGUCUACUAAACCUGUAAUGCCACGAACAGCAGCUGCAAAAACACGAGGUAGAUCUGUCACAAGAUUGAGAGAGGAAAUGGAAAAACUUGGUGUCGAUAUGAAUGAUACUGAAAAUGCGCAUUUCACUAAAACACGUAGUAGAUCGAGAUCUGCAUCUGGUCCAGCAAGGAAACGGCAAAAAUUAGAAUCUUCAUCUCAGUCAAGAGCUCGCAGUGUUUCUCGACCUCCACGAGACGAUAUGGGUGUCAAGGACGUUGUAAUGAAGCACAAAUUGAAAAAUAUUGCUCAUAAAGCAAUAAAGAAGAAGGUUGCCAAGAAGGGUCUAAAAGGAGAAGCUGACAGAUUUAUUGGAAAUAAAAUGCCAAAACAUUUAUUCUCUGGCAAAAGAGGAGUUGGAAAAACUGAUAGAAGAUAAUCCAAUUUAUUCAAAAGUUAUAAUAAUUAUUUUCAUUAAUCAAUUAAAUAUAUCUGAAUAAGCUUAAAAA